GUUCGAGAGGAGGAAAAAGAUCCUGUCUACUUGUACUUUGAAAGCUUGAUGACUUGUGCACGGGUCCGGCCAUAUGAACACAGGAGAGGGGAGCAAAGGCAAGAAAAAGACAAAAGUGAUUCACAGAGUUCUAGCGUCAGGGUAAGAAGUUAUACUGUAACUAGCACGUGUCAUACAACAGGCAGAAAUUCUGAAAACCUUGAAGAACAUGAACCAGAGCUUCAGUCUUCUGAGAAAGCAACCUGUGAGGUAGACAAAGACACUGAUAAGUCAAAAGAGAAAAGCUGGUGGUCUUCCCAUAGUGAGGGGGACUCUUCUUCCACCUCCUAUGCUCAUCACACCACUCCAGGUGGACCAACCAAACUUGUUGAGAUUAUCUCUGACUGCAGCUUGGAGGAAGAUCAGAAUAGGAUCUUGACCAUGUUAUCACAGCACAACAACAGUAACACGCCACGGUGCCUCAAGGAUGAACACGAGGCCCAGGAUGAGAACCACCCUCCUGUCUGCUCCUCCAGAGUGGCAGUUUCAGUGCCGUCCUGCCAGGAGGAGGCCGAGGACGAGACGCCUGAGACACCUGGCUUGGAGGCUCCUGGUGGCGGAGUGCCGUCCUGCAGAACCCCCGAAAAUGUAACGCUCUUGCGGGCAGGCGCAGUGGCCGAGCUGCAGGAGAAGCUGCAUGGGGGCAGGGGCUUGCCUUUCUAUGCAGGGCUUUUAGGAAUGCUGGUCGUCUACAGACGCAAAGAUGAUAGGAGACACUCAGGCUUGAUUCAGGUUAAUGAUAAAAGCUAUCCUCAGGCCAAACUGCUUUUGGGACAGAUGGGGGCAUUACAUCCUGCCAGUCGGCUAGCAGCUUAUAUCACAGGCAGGCUGCAACCCACAGUACUUGAUACCUCAACCCUCAGUACUGUGAUCACCAAGGUAGCAUCCAAUGCUAAUGCAUCUGCUUCUGGGACACCAUCAGUCCAGGUGCCCACAACAUCAACUCCCAAAACUACAUCUUCCACCAGCACUACUUCAACCCCCACUGUGACGACUCUGAAAAUCCAUGUCCCAGCACAGAGACAGAUAGCUGCCCGACCCUCACCCGGUGGCGUGUUCGCACAGUUUGUGUUCAACAGUGCGGGAAACCUGCGGCAGAUUCCUCUGAAGAGCACGUGCCUGCCUUCAUCAUCAGAGCCACAGAAGCUGGGUGUCAAGCCUACGCCAGUAAUGGUGGUCGUUCCCCCCCGGCCACCCCCAGCUCAGUGCACAGUCUCUCCUGGAGUCACUACAGCCACCACUGCUUCUCCAGUUCCUGUGGAAAGUACCAGUGUGGCAGCACUUGUCGUGGCCACUCCUAGCCAAACAGCUAAUGAACCUGCCUGUUCUCCUGCAGUCACAGUCACAGUGGCUCCUGCAACAGCUACAGUCAACACCUGUCCUGCUCCCUUGUCCACCACUGUGAACAUCACAGCAGCCACAGGGGUUGUUGCACCAGUGGCGACCGUGUCAUUCCCUCAAACUGUGAUAACGCCACCAACCGUUACUUGUCCUGUUGUCACAACAUCCACUUCUACAGUUGUACUGACAACAGCUGCAACAGCUACAGUGGCUACAGCUGUGGUGACCACACCAACUUCCUCUGCCAGCUCUGUUCCAGUUCUGCUGCCCGGAGUUAAUUCAGGUCCUUCACUGAAUCCAAAAAGAGAAGAUGCUAUUCCACAAGCUAUAAAUAAGACUUCUCCUCAGAAGAUGUCUCCUGGAACAGAGAAGCGUUUGGGACCCCGAUUGCUGCUGAUCCCAGUGCACCAGACGUCUCCCGCCCUGCGGCUGCUGAACAACACGCCGCAGACCCCGAAGCAGAGGAUGGUCCUGCAGCCCCUCAGGAGCCCUGGUGCAGUGAACCUCUUCCGACACCCCAGCGGGCAGAUCAUCCAGCUUGUCCCCCUGCAGCAGUACCGAGCUCCAGGCGCCCAGCCCAGCGUGCCGCCCGUGGCGCUCCGCAACCCCGGGCCUGUUGUAGGAGUCCGGCUGCCUGCACCUUCGAAGCCUUCCGAGGCGCCUGUGUCUCCUGCUUCCUCUGUGUCUUCCACUCCUCCUGCCACAAAUUCAACUGCACAAACUGCAGUACCCAAGUUGUCCCCUACAUCUGCUGUAACCACUCAAACAUCUUCUCUUCUUCCUUCAGUGACAAAUUUGGUGUCACAGGCUGGCACUCUGACUCUGAGGAUCUCUCCUCCUGCUGCUAGCAGCGUGACAAGUCAACCAACCUCUGAGUCUAAAAUAACCUGCAGCUCAGGUGCUCUGCCAGCUACUGCUGCUAAUCUCAUACCUUUACAGUCUGGGAGUUUUGCUUUACUGCAGCUCCCGGGACAGAAGACUGUACCAAACUCCAUUCUUAACCAUUUUGCAUCUCUUCAGAGGAAGAAAGAUUACAGGAAAAUCUGCAAGAAAGAGGACUCGGGUGCUGCUCAGCAGAAGGAGGAUGGGAAAGCUUCCCACUCAGAUGACGUUGAAGUUGCAGAGCCUGAGGUCACAGUGUCAGAUAGGAAACAAGAGGAAAACGAGUUGUCAGUUCAGCAGUCAAAUGAUGUUGAAGAGUCAGCAUCUGACAUGAUCACACCUGUUAGAAAUUCCACCCCAUUGGAGAUGGUGGAGAAGGACUCAAAGGUGCUAGAGAACUCUUGUGGUGAGAGCUCUUCUCAGCAGGAUGUUUCAGUAGAUGUCGUGUCAUCUGACCAUUCGUACAUCAGUGAGAAGCCUAAUGAUGAGCAACAAAAAGAAGCUUCAGAGGAGAAAGAGGGUUCUGUCAGUUCUGAAACUCUACCAGAGGCUGUUUCAGCUAACUCUGAAACUGUUUGUGGAUCAUCAGCUCAGUCUCUAGUUGCUCCGAUGGGUAAUGGACAGUCACAGGGUCUUGAGAGUCAGGAGAGUGUGCAGUUGAAGAACCACGGAAAGGAACAAAUACAUCCUGUGCAGGAGGAGAAACCAGUAAAAGAGGAGGAGGAGGAUGUGCAGACACAGAUGAAAGAGGACAACAACACAAGUUCUGGGCAGUCACAGAGUCAAAAAGAACAAGAUCUGCAGCCAGAGAAGAAGGAGGAGCAGAGAGGGACUGAACUGUCCCAGAACAAACAAGAGUGCCAGCAUGAUGGCGUGCAGUCAGAUGUGGAGAGCAAGGACAAGGGCUCUGCAGAAGCAGAAAGCAUAAGAGAGAGGAAAGGAAGCCAGUGUGAAAAGAGUUCUGCAGAAGAGCAGGAUAAUGCUUCAGGAGAGCACACUGUCAAUGCUGAGGAAAGCAAAGCAAACGUCGCUAGGCAGGAAGGCAGUGACAACAAAGAGCAAAAGGCUUUUCAAUCUCAGGAAGAAAUGAAAAUGGGUGAUGAUAUUGUAACACAUGUCAACAGUUCUUGGAGCAAAAUAUCCAGCAUCAUACCCGCUUUGGAAAAUAAAAGCGAGGUGGAGAACAAAGCUGAUACAGCUGAGAAAAGCAAGUCAGCAACACCAGAUGAGAGGGUGCAGGAACACAGGUAUCACAAAAAGGGUUACCUGCCCACUGUUGAUGUAACUGCUGAUGAUACAGAAGAAGAUGAUGAUGAUGACGACGAUGAUGAUGAUGAAGAGGAUGAAAAAACUGACGAUUCUGCUGAUGAGAUGCUGGAUGGUACUUCAGACUUCCCAAGUGAAGAGGAAAUAGAUGUUGAAAAAGUGGAUGCGUGUGAAUACAGUGAGGAUGACGAGCAGGUGGACAUUGAGACCGUGGAGGAGCUUUCAGAGAAGAUUAACAUUGCCCGUCUGAAGGCCACAGCUGCUAAUCCCCAACCUUCCAAAAAGAAAUGCCAUGCUCGUAGUUCCUCGGAUGAAAAGUUAUCAGAAAAGCGUACAAAGCAGAAGCGGCAGUUCCGGAACAGGAGGCAGAAGACUGAAGCCGAAGCUUUUGCUCAUUACCGCCUGACCCACACGGCAAACGAGCGCCGGCGCCGGAACGAGAUGAGGGUUCUCUUCGAGCUGCUGAAGAGAGUUCUGGGGUUACACACCCUUCCCAAGGUCUCCAAGUCCUACAUUCUCAAGCAAGCCUAUGAAGAAAUCCAAGGAUUGACUGAUCAGGCAGAUAAACUUGUGGGACGGAAGAACUUACUGACACGCAACCAAGAGAUUUUGAUUCGAAAAGUAUCCACGCUUUCAGGGAAGACAGAAGAGGUUGUCCUGAAGAAGCUGGAAUAUAUUUAUGCCAAACAAAAAGCAGAAGCACAGAAAAAGAAACCGCCUGGGUCAGAGGAGCCUGUUGUAACCCAGCCUGCUAGCACACAGCAGGAACCACCUCCUGCUGUCCCCAAGGAGCUGCCCCAAGUGGCUAUGACAAAUAGAAGAGGCAAGCCACUGAUACUAGCCAGAAAAGCAGUCCGUGCCACAGAGGACACCACGUCCUGUGUGACGCUGACGGCCGCCAGCCUGGUGAUGACUCCCCAGGGGCAGGUGCUGACCCUGAAGAGCCCGCUGGGGCCGGGGCAGGUGGCAGCUGUGCCCUCCACGCUGCUGCAGGCGGAGCUGAAGCCCCAGGCGCUGGGCUCCACCGUGACAGCCCAGCCAGGUAUUGCUUCUGUGAUGAUUCAGCUGCCAGGAUCAACAGUUCCUGUCCAAGUAAAAGGAAUCCUUACUAACUCUACCAUUCCUAUUACACUGUCAACUGUUGCUGGAAACCCAGCGCCCUCAACAGUAGUACCAGCUACAGGGUCCCAUCCAGAUAAUGAAGAUUCAUUCAUGAUGCCAAAGAUAGUUAAUGUAACGUCACUGGCUACUGAGGGAAGCAUGAGUCUAAACCCAAACAGAAACAAAAGUUCUAAUGUAUCAACGGCUCCAGGCACUCAAGCUUCUGAGAAAUCCUUGGCUGUAGCACCCCUUGAAAAUAGGAAGAAUGAUGACAUCCUUUCAGAAGAAAAACCCAAACUAUGUCCUGGAGACGGUGGUGGAGAUGGAAGAAAUUCUACGGGUCCCACAAAAGUUCCCUUUGAAAAUAAAGAUGGCUUUCCCCAGAUCCGGAACGUCUCGUGUACAAAGGAACCUCCAGAGUCCUUCAGCAAAAAGCUUGGCCUUGGUGAGCUUGUGGGAAGUCAAGCCAGGAGGAAGGACGGCGAUCCCGGAGGGGAGAGAUUAAAAUCUAAAGAGUUCCCGUUCCGCAAGCUGCAGAUCAAAGAUGCCAGGAUAGAGAUGGAGUUAAGGAAAGUGGCGUCCGCCAUGGAGGAGGCGGACCUGGACGCGAGCGAGCUGCUGAGCAGCAUUGAGGACAGUGAUGACACCGAGGAGACCCUCACCUCGCUGCUCAACGAGAUCGCCUUCCUCAACCAGCAGCUGAACGAGGACGCCUCAGCCAUGGCAGAGCUGCCCAGCACCCUCGGCUCCGGCUUCGCUCGUGGGGAGGCGGAAGCUCGUCGCAGAACAGGCAGCGAUCUCGCUGCCCCAGACGGGGCGUCCUUCCAGUUUGGCCACCUGGGAGGUGGUUUUAAGGACCUCGCUGAAGUUUCAGAGGGUGGUGGCUCUAUAAGCCCUCUCCUGGUGCACCUGGAAGAUGAUGACCUUACUGAUGGGGACAAGAACUCUGGGGAGCCUUCAUCUGACGCAGAUGUUUUAAAGAUAGUGAUAGGUGCUGAAAUGAAAGAUCCACUUCCCAAUAUGUCCAAAACUAGCGGUGGGAACGGCAAAAACACAACCACCUUGGCAGAGACCACUAAUGUGACUCCACCAGUUUUACAGAUGAAGACUAAUCCAGAAGCCAGUAAUGCUGACACUUUGUGGAGGCCCAUGCCCAGGCUGGCACCGCUUGGCUUAAAAGUGGCAAGUCUGCCCACGGACUCAGAAGGGCAGAGUAAUAAAGUGAUGCCCUUGCUGGCACCUGUAGUGGUAAAACAGGCAGCCAGUGGGGCAAAAGCUUCUUCCUUACCUGCCACCGCUCAAGAAGGACAGGAGAACAAAGUGAUGCCCACCUUAGCACCUGUGGUUACAAAACUGAGCACCCCUGGGACCUCGCCUUCGAACUCAGCGGGCAAAUAG
Messenger RNA from Merops nubicus (carmine bee-eater), 6027 nucleotides. RefSeq names its product MAX gene-associated protein-like. Lineage: Eukaryota; Metazoa; Chordata; Aves; Coraciiformes; Meropidae. Gene Ontology annotation, molecular function: protein dimerization activity. The record is from RefSeq and is a predicted model, not a curated record.